UCUCCGCAUAAUAUUGUUUUUUGAUCAGUUAGAUUUAAAAGAAACUUAAAUAAUUUUUUUGUAUUAAUAAUUGAACUAUUUGGUGGGCGGUAAAUGUUUAUAAUGUUAAUUUCUUUUUUGAGAAAUAAUUUUAUAUGUAUUAUCUCUGAUUGGAAUUUAGAGCCAUUAAAAAUUAUUUUAAAUGGUAUGUCAUUUUUUAAUAAGAUUGCCGAUCCUCCACCUCUUUUUCCUAUUCUAUUAGCUAAUAUAAUCUCAUAAUUGCCCCUAUGUGAUAGUUCGGAGUUUAUUGUAUUUUCUGUUGUGAGCCAUGUUUCAUUGAUUAAUAUAAUUUGUGGAUUAGAAUUUUCGAUUAAUUGAUUUAAAUCCGGUAUUUUAUUAGCUAGGGAUCUAGAAUUAAAUAACAAACAUUUAUAUGAUUGAAAAUUUCCGUUAUUUACUUUUGUCUGCGGUUUGCCUGCGUGUC
Molecule: messenger RNA, 463 nt
Organism: Meloidogyne enterolobii
Lineage: Eukaryota; Metazoa; Nematoda; Chromadorea; Rhabditida; Meloidogynidae
Source: the annotation of a GenBank genome assembly